GUCUCUUCUUUUCUACAUAACAGAUUAACCCACAGGAAUCUGCAUAUUUUUGGGGAGACAAAGUGGCAUUCCUUCACCACAAGCAUGAGUCUUGAACCUCCCAAGCCAGAAAUCAAAUCAGCCACCAGAGUGACUGGAGGGCCUGUCUCCCCGAGGAAAGGACCCCCCAAAUUCAAGCAGAGGCAAACCAGGCAGUUCAAGAGCAAGCCACCGAAGAAGGGUAUCCAAGGAUUUGGUGAUGACAUCCCUGGCAUGGAAGGCUUGGGAACAGAUAUCACUGUGAUCUGCCCCUGGGAAGCCUUCAGCCACUUGGAACUCCAUGAGCUGGCACAAUAUGGCAUAAUCUAAACACACACAGAGGCCAGAAAUGGGCCUGCAUGUGUCUGCCUUCCCUUCAGCAGCAGGACAGCUUCUGUGACCUUCCUUUUAUCUAUGCUCCUAGCUCUGCAAAUUAAUUAUCCCAGUAGUCAUCAGCUCUUGGCUUCCAGCAAUUGAUAAACCCAAAUUAAUAAACA
Molecule: messenger RNA, 515 nt
Organism: Elgaria multicarinata webbii
Lineage: Eukaryota; Metazoa; Chordata; Lepidosauria; Squamata; Anguidae
Gene: PDE6G
Product: phosphodiesterase 6G
Exons: 3
Coding region: 85-348 (87 amino acids)
Biological process (GO): visual perception; positive regulation of G protein-coupled receptor signaling pathway; positive regulation of epidermal growth factor receptor signaling pathway
Cellular component (GO): photoreceptor outer segment membrane
Molecular function (GO): cGMP binding; 3',5'-cyclic-nucleotide phosphodiesterase activity
Source: RefSeq, a predicted model, not a curated record